UUUGAAAUCAGUCUCCACUAGGCGGAUUUAGUGUUUUCAGUGUUUAGUGAACGUUUUAAAGUGAUAAUCGUCGCCGAUUCCAUCGCUUUUGUCCGUUCACGCCUGUAUGGAGGCCGGAUGGGCCGCGGUGGAAGCGGGGGAGUGUCGGUUUUUUUGGUAUCGGUCAAAAUUGUUUUUUGCUAGUUGAGCUAGUUAUAUGUCUUCUUUGUACGUGUUGGUCCAUGUCCAAAAGCGAAGAUCUUCGCCGGAAGUCGGCAAUGGGCGAAUGAUCCUAGCACUCUUGCCCAACAUUUUUUGUGAAACGCAUAAUUUAAUUGAAUUGAAUUCCAUUGAAUCCAAGAAUAUGUGACAUAAAUUUAUGGAAUGCGGAGUAAAACAAAUGAUGACGUAAAAAAUUGUACGUGUCUAAGUAGGUUAUGUUAUUAUUUAUUAGAAAAAAUAAUUAAGGAAAUUAUUUAUGCAGUUUUAUUUAAUUAUUUAACGAUGGGCGUAGCAGUGAGUAGAAAUUUAGAUCUAUCGGCAAACGAGUACUGUCUAAAAUUUGUUGGACGAGAGCCGAUAACACAAAACGAUCCGUUUUGGAAUCGGUUUUUGUCAUUUAAUAUAUUUUCACCCACUUCCAGAGACGACCAGUUGUUCUUAGAAGCAAAAAUUGAACCUCUAUGUCAAGAACUAUUGAAAAACAAUUCGAGUUCUGGCAACCUAGGAACGUUAUUACAAUUAUUCAGUGACAGAUCUUCCGAAUUAUUAAGCGUCGACGAUUCUGAACCAAAUGUUUUCAAUUGGCAACUGUACAACACUUUGUUCACUAUAAGAUGUACGCUUAAGUUUUUAACUGAAACUGUGACCGAAGACGAGCUUCUUAAUAUUAUUGAGUGCAACGGGAAUGGGCUAACUUUGGAAACAUUCAUAGGAUCAUUAUUUGGUAUUAUCGUCGACGUUCCGGUUCAGGAUUCCACAUUUGGUGUGCAUCUUGAAGCAAUCACUUGCCUGUUGGUCCUUUUAUCAGUCCAGUUUCAUUCUGGUCAAAGGUCAGACCACAGCAGGAUCUACUUUAUUGUUAUGAAAGGCAGGCACAUUAUCCAUACUCCUCUUUUCGUCAAAUGUUUAUUAACAAAUUUUGUUAGUCAGCUGAAACCUCCAGCGGGAUUUAAUGGCAAUCCGGGACAUAGUCUCGUUUUAGGUUUAGCUUCAGAACUCUGGUCACUGUUGACAUUCAAUAGAAAAUUGGACAAUCAGCCUGUUAGCGAGCAAAGUGAAUAUCAAAAUUGUCCGUUGGCGGUGCAUAGCCUCCUUUUACUAUUGGUGCUCGUACAUAAUUGGACAACGUUAAACAAUCCAUAUAGACUGAGUUUGUUUUCUUGUGUAAAUCAAGAUAACAACGCCGUAUUACCGACCAAAGAGGCGACUUUGUUCAAAGUCGAUUUUAAUAGUUUGUAUUUGACCCUUUGCAAAAAAAUAACCGGAGAUGGACCCACGUUGCUUUUGUACUUAUUGCUGCAUCGAAAUGCCGCAUUUAAAACGUAUUUGUUAGAUAGGUUAGACCUACAGGAACUGAUAGUACCGAUUUUGAGAACUCUGUACCAUGCUCCCAAUAGUCACUCCCACCAUAUUUACAUGUCGCUCAUCAUUCUCCUGAUUUUGAGCGAGGAUGAAACAUUUAACAAAACAAUUCACGAAAUAAAGCUGAAAAACAUUACGUGGUAUACGGAGAGAUCUUUGACGGAAAUCUCUCUCGGAGGUCUGCUGAUUUUAGUCAUAAUCAGGACGAUUCAAUACAACAUGCUCAAGAUGAGAGACAAAUACCUUCAUACGAAUUGCCUGGCGGCCUUGGCGAACAUGUCUUCCCAGUUUAGGGACCUUCAUCCCUACGUGAGCCAAAGAUUCGUGUCGUUGUUCGAAACGUUGGCGAAAAAAUACCAAAAAUUAUCCGGAAGACUGAAAGACAAUAAACAUCUGAACGAUAGUGACACGAGCACUUGUGUAACCCAAGACGAAAACGAGUUGGAACAGGACAUCAACGUGCUGGAAGAAAUCUUAAGAAUGAUUUUGGAAAUUUUAAAUUCCUGCCUAUCGACCCAGCUGGUCAACAAUCCCAACUUGAUCUACAACUUGCUUUAUAAUAAGCACGUGUUCGAGUCUCUCAAAGACAACAUGGUGUUCAAAGAUAUCAUACACAAUAUCGCCGUUAUAAUAAGGCACUUCUCGGAACUACUGUGCGACAAGAAGCAGCAAAACGAAGUCGACGCACACCAAGUGCUGCAAGUGAUACGACAGGGAAGCAAAUAUUGGCCCAAGGAUAAAAUCACGAAAUUUCCGGAUUUAAAGUUCAAAUACGUUGAAGAAGAUCAACCGGAAGAGUUUUUUAUACCGUAUGUCUGGGAGUUGGUGAACCGACUCUCGAUAUUGACCUGGUCGACUUUAUCCACAAGCACCGUCAUCUGUUAGCGGCGACUUAUAGUUUAAUAUUUUUGUAUUCCAAUGUACAUAACCUAAUAAUAAUUAAAUAUUGGUAAUAUUUAUGUUCUUAAAGUUGUUAACAUCUAGGUUUUAUAAAUAAAAUUAUAA
Messenger RNA from Cylas formicarius (sweet potato weevil), 2568 nucleotides. Its product is annotated as dymeclin. The record is from RefSeq and is a predicted model, not a curated record. Gene Ontology annotation, cellular component: Golgi apparatus. Gene Ontology annotation, biological process: Golgi organization. Lineage: Eukaryota; Metazoa; Arthropoda; Insecta; Coleoptera; Brentidae. The transcript is spliced from 8 exons. The coding region runs from base 364 to 2448 and encodes 694 amino acids.